Xenopus laevis (African clawed frog) is the source of this 1019-nucleotide messenger RNA. Its product is annotated as phospholipase A2 inhibitor subunit gamma B. Lineage: Eukaryota; Metazoa; Chordata; Amphibia; Anura; Pipidae. The coding region runs from base 157 to 813 and encodes 218 amino acids. The record is from RefSeq and is a predicted model, not a curated record. The transcript has 5 exons.
CUCUGUGCCAGGUUGGAAUCAUAUUACACUCGGUCUUUCGACUGUUCCCCCUCCCUUCUCAAGAUCAAGGGGAUAAAUAGAAGUUCCCAGACUUGGGUUAAUCCAUAAUCUCAUAUCACAGUCAUUACUGAACGGAUCCCAAGAGACUCGCUGGAAAUGAGCAACACCCUGGCAGCUCUCUGCACCCUCUUAGCCUUGGUGGCGACGGGUUAUUCUCUGACUUGCACAGAAUGUCUGUCAAAGGACGGAACAACCUGCUCUGGACCCAGUGUGACCUGUCCGUCAAAUGAAGUCUGUGCAUCACUGGCAACAAGAGUUUCCAUAACUGGGAUGAACAACAUGAACCUGUUUGCAAGCUCCUGUGCCCCAAAACAAGAAUGUGAUGUAUCUGGCAGUAUAAGUAUCACAUCUACCAAGAUGGAAUUUGCAUCAUCCUGCUGCUCCACGGACAAGUGCACUCCAGCUAAACCAAAAUUACCAGAUGUGACUAAACCCAAUGGGGUAGUUUGUCCAGCGUGUCUAUCAGUGAAUUCUAAUCCGUGUAAGGCUGGGGAAAGAAUGGAGUGCGCUGGGAAUGAGAAAAUGUGCUAUCUGGAAACAACAACAUUGCCAGAUAAUUCCGGCCCUGUGUCGCUCCAUGGAUGUGCAUCUAAAAGUGUCUGUGAUCUUGUCAGCAUGAGCCAAACAUCCAUCUUUAAAGCCCUGAAUAUCAGUUCAAGCAUUCAAUGCACCAAUGGAGCCUUUGACCAUCAUCAUGGCUUCCUUCUCCCAGCAAUCAUUGUCUCUGCACUAUUUGCAUUCAUGUUUUUGUAGGAAUUUAAUAAGUACAACACUGCUUUAUCUUGUCUGUAGAUAGGGUCCUAAAAAAGUCAUUAUUAUUAGACUAUCGCUUGGAAAGUAAUCUAAUGUAUUUCCAUAUUUAUUAUUGGCACACUAUGGGGCAGAUUUAUCAAAUUUGAAUUUCUAAUUCAAAUUUCUAAUCUUGAAAUUCGAAUUUUUGAGUUUAUUUAAGUGAAAUU